AUGGAUUACAGCGCCCUUGCAUUCAACGAGAUACUGGUCAGAUUGGAGGCCGACUCUGUUGCUGUGGUUACAAUUAACAGGGCCGCAGAGCGAAAUAGCUUCAGUCGAGGCUUGGUGAAUGAGCUCAUUCGCAUCUUCGAGCUCGUCGACAAGGACGAUAACAUUCGGGUAGUCAUCCUGACGGCAGACCCCACCGCUCCGGCCUUCUGUGCAGGCGCCGAUCUAUCAGACGGUUGGAAGGCACCUACUUUGCAUAAUAUUCAAUCUGCCACAGACCACCGGGAUUCCGGUGGCAGAGUUGCUAUGGCGAUCUACAAUUGCCGCAAAAUAACAAUUUCAGCAGUGAAUGGACAUGCUGCUGGAGCUGGCGUUACCGCUCUACAGCUUCCUUUUGAUUUCCGUUUCGUCUGGUCCGGAGCUAAGAUCACACUUCCUUUCGUCAGAAGAGGUGUUGUUCUAGAAAGCUUAGCUUCCCUUCUUCUUCCCCGCCUCAUAGGGCUCUCCCGUGCCAAGGCCUUGCUGCUCACUGGAGCCACGGUCCAGCCGGAUUCUCCCUAUAUGCAAGGACUCUAUCAUGACGUGUUACCCACCAGAGAAGAGGUUUUCCCCGCAAGCUUGAUUUUUGCCAAGGAACUAGCCGCCAAUACAUCCCAAGUGUCCAUCGCGUACACGAAAGGAUUGCUUCAUCAUCCGGGAAAGUCGAUCGAAGAAACUCAUCUGCUCGAGUCAAGGGCACUUGCAGAGACCUCAAAGAGUCGGGAUGCAGAGGAGCUUACUCGAGCUUUCUUUGAACGACGGCGUCCGAAUUUGACGGACACUGUAUCCAACAAUACGUCGGAGUGGUAUCCGUGGUGGACCGUUGUCGACGUCAAAUCUAGGCUCUGA
Guyanagaster necrorhizus is the source of this 885-nucleotide messenger RNA. Its product is annotated as enoyl-CoA hydratase/isomerase. The coding region runs from base 1 to 885 and encodes 294 amino acids. The transcript has 7 exons. Lineage: Eukaryota; Fungi; Basidiomycota; Agaricomycetes; Agaricales; Physalacriaceae. The record is from RefSeq and is a predicted model, not a curated record.